AGAGUGACGGCCGACUUCUCUGUUCGGUGUUUAAGACUUUAAGCAGUUAUACCGCUUAGAGAGAGAACCAAAAAUGGGAGCUCUUACAGCUGCUGCUCAUGUCCCUUCACUUUAUAUCCCACCAACAUCAACUAUACUCCACAGGGUCCGAUUCACAAAAACCACUAGUCCUAAUAUUCCCAUCUCAUCAAGAAACAUGUCAAAGUUCAAACCUUUGAAUACCUUAUCAUCAUCCACAGUCUCAAUAGAUUCCAUGGACCCUCCUGAUCCAGAGCUUGACGCUGAAACUGAGGGGGACAAAUUUGAUUGGUAUUCAGAGUGGUAUCCGGUUAUGCCGGUAUGUGAUUUGGAUAAGAGGGUGCCGCAUGCAAAGAAAGUGAUGGGGCUUGAUUUGGUGGUGUGGUGGGAUAGAAAUGAAAGUGAAUGGAAAGUGUUUGAUGAUUCUUGCCCUCAUCGGUUGGCUCCACUGUCUGAAGGGAGAAUUGAUCAAUGGGGAAGACUGCAAUGCGUGUACCAUGGGUGGUGUUUCAGUGGCUCCGGUAACUGCAAAUUCAUUCCUCAGGCACCUCCAGAUGGACCACCGGUAAUCAGUUUUGUAUGGAAAAUUCACAUUUUGGCCUGCCAAGAUUGAUAUUAUGCAUUCUUUGGUUCUUAGAUAGGGGUCCAGCAUACUUCAAAACUUAAAGAAGUUGUUAAUUAUGAAGUUGGUAAAUGAAUGCAAGGAGCUUAAAAUCUGUAAUUAAUGUAUAAAGUAGCUAUUUUUAC
Molecule: messenger RNA, 765 nt
Organism: Rubroshorea leprosula
Lineage: Eukaryota; Viridiplantae; Streptophyta; Magnoliopsida; Malvales; Dipterocarpaceae
Source: the annotation of a GenBank genome assembly